CUCUGGAUCGUUCCACACUGAUCCCUUCUCUCUGUACUUAUUUAUAUUUGUUUGUACAAUUUACAUUUUAGUUCCUAAAAAGUCACCUAAUUACAGUACUCAUACACCAACACCAUGUAACAGAUCAGAUAGCAGUGCAAUCUUUUGAGCAAUCGGUCUAUUUUUACCAUUUAAAGCAACACAAAAAAUGGAUAAGAUUCCUCAAUCAAGACAGACUUAAUCAUGUUAACAUCUCAAUGGUGGAGGUUCUUAUCAACAAAGAUAAAUUAGACAGCCAGCUGCCACCACAUUCCACAUCCCUCAUGUAAUAAUGUUAAGACAAGAACAUGGACGCGGUCGAUCGGUCGGUCCAAGACGGUAUUUUAUUUUUGAGGAAAACGAUACAACUCUGCUGUGUAUUUUUAUUGCAUGCAUACAUGCGCGCACUACUGCUGCAGCAUGUUACUAGCUAGCCUACAAUAUAAUAGUAAAGUGUAAAAUCAAUCCUACGGCCGGAAUUUGUGUGCUACAGUAGUAGGUGGAUAUGGGCUGCUGUGCCGCAGCAGCUUCACUGAAUUAUUGCUGACUUUCCGCAAAGAAAAAGGAAUUAUUGCGGAGGAUGUUGCCAUCACCGGGGGACGGCAUGUCCUUUGCCAAGGGAACGAGCGAGACGUCAAGACCACAUUGUACGAUAGUAUAGAGACGGCCCGAGAUCGACGUGGCCGAACGGACCACCACGCUUUUGAGUAAAGAAAAUAAAAUAACAGUUUUGCUAAAGCACAUCUAGAUGUGCCAUAAGUAUUGCACAUCUAAGUCAUAUGUUAUUAAUCUUACACUUCUUUCUCUUUUUUUUUAUGCUUGAUUCACUCACUUAGAUGUGCAAUAACUAAAGCACAUCUAAAUGUGCCCUAGACACACCCACAAAUAAUAAUAACAAGAGAAAGAGAGAUAGAGAGUUUUAGCACUUUUUUAAAUGAACAUACGAAUAAGUAGUUAGCUAAUCAUUUUAAAAAUGGUAAUAUAAACAACUAGCUGGUUAUAUCUAUGACUAGCAUGUACGUACGGAGGCCUAUAUAUUCAUGAUGUGAUCUGAUACUCAAUAACUUCAAUCAUGAGGCAGGUCAAGGAAGAGAACAGAGAGUAUUCGCAAAAAAAAAAAGAGAACACAAAGUUUGAAUUUGUGGCAUAAUGUUUAAACAAAUUAAUUCUUGGUGAAACGUUUUUUGUGGGGUUUUUUUUUGCAAGAAGUUUCUACCAGUAUAGGGUAGAAAGCAAGAGUUUCAGAUUCCUAACCUUAUCAAGGUCAUGUCCCAUAAAAAGAAGCAUAUCAUUCGCGAGGAUAUCAUUCUCAUCCGUGGUAACUUAUGAGAUAUCAUCUGUUUUUGUCUCGUCGAUUGUGAAGGUCCCUCCAUCUGAAGCACCGAGAGACUUAUAGUAUCCGCGGUGAUAUAUCGUUUCAACUCAGCCCAACCCUCGAUCUGCCCCGCAUCCAGGUUAAAAAUAUACUUCUUCCCGUGCCGCCCAUUGGCGACCAUAUCGAAACAUCGUGUGUUGUUAUCUUACUAAAAAAGAAUGGGCUUUGGAUCUUUGGUACCAUUUGAUUUCCUCUUCUCGCAAUAGACGUGCAAUCUGCUUAUUGGAUUGAUUUUUCAUAUCAAUCUCCUGAUGAGACAAAAAUGCAUGUCUCACCAAUGUUAUCGAGGUCAUCAAUAAUAGUGAGUUUCGCUCAUCGAUAUAGGAAUUGCCUAGUGUUCCCAAUUUUGUAAUUUCAUCUAUGGAUAGGCGAUCAACAACGGUGGGUCUCUCGCAUACAUUCUUAAUUAAGUCUGCAAAGUCAUCCUAUUGUAACUAUCCCAAUUCAAAUUUGAAUGAGCGGCGAGUGGCAGGGGACCGAGUAGAGUUAGUAUCAGGAAUAAUGGACACAUGGUCAUAAAGUAUCUCAAUACGCUCUAGGACACACCACACACAUGGUCACAAAAGGAAACUUCAAUUUCCAUUAUGUACCUGUGUGCAUUCAUAAGGAUGAGUGCAUGUGCGUAUAUAUGAGCGUUUGCGUCUGUAUUGCGUUAAAAAAACACAAGCAACUUGCCGCGUUCCAUAAGAACUGCCAAUAUGAAGUUUCAAGGGGGCAAAAGAGAACGUAGCAGAGUCAUUAUCGCCUUCUCGCGCUCCAUAUGUUUUGAAGAACACUCCAAAAGGGUUCAACCUUUAUGUCUAGAGGACCCUCCAUGGAUAUUUUUCCUUGGCCUGUUUGUCUUGUUCUAAUUAAGCAGCUACUGUUAGUUGUAAGUGGUAUUUCAUUGCGAGAUCGACCGGUUUGCCACUUGUCCCCCCAUAAUUAAGAAGGGUCGGCGUCAAUCCUUUUUGUUGAUCGAUACUUCCAUUCCAUGUAACAAUCAGCAGUGCAGCCUUUUGAGCAAUCUAUCAACUUUUACCAUUUAAAGCAACAGAAAAAGUGGAUGAGGUUGCUCAAUAUAGACAUAAUCAUGUUAACAUCUCAACGGCGGAGGUUCUUAUCAACACAGAUAAAUUAGACAGCCAGCUGUCUCCACAUACCUCAUGUGACAUACUCCUACGUUAGAUCAUGUAGUAUAUUGUUAUGUUAGAUAAGGCCGGGCAUAGACGCGGUCGGUCGGUCCAAGAAGGUACUAGUACCAUAUACAGUAUAUUAGACUUAGUUUCUUCUUCUCGGUAUCACGGUCGACUGGACCAAUGUCCAAAGCCAAGAUGGUUUCAUGAGCAGCAGCCAGCAGGCGCUGCUGCUGCAGCAAAUGAAUUAUUGGUGAGGAUGCUGCCAUCACGCCGGGUCCGCACUCCGCAGGUCGCUCGCCAAGAGGAGGAGACGUCAAAACCACAUUGUGCCAUAGAAUAGAGACCGGCCGAGAAUCGACCUGGGCGGACGCACCGCCGCUCUCUCCCGGAGUUGCACUGUUGCGGAAGGCGACGCGGUGCCGGUGAGCGAACGAAAUAAUAAUAGAAAGAGAGUGUUUUGACAUUUUUAAAACAUGAACAUAUGAAUAAGUAGUUAGUUAAUCAUUUUAAAACGGGCAUAUAAACAACUAACUAGUUAUCUAUAACUAGCAUGUACGUACUCAAGCCUAUAGCGUCAUGAUGCGAUCGAUGUGACAUUAAAUAACGCCAAUCAUGAUUCAUACAUGAGGCAGGUCAAGGAAGUUUGGAUGCGAGGCAUAAUGUUUAGAUCUUUUUAUUUCUUGGUGAAACAGUUUUCAUGAAUAUAUUGGUGGAAACAUAUUAAACAAUACCGAGAGAUAGUAAGUUGAAGAGGGGGGGAAACACCACCUAUCUACAGCUCAAGCUGAAUAAAGCGUGGUUGAAUAAAGUGGGUGGGAUUUUGCACAUCAAAGCUGGACGUUUUUCUUUCGCUAAAGGGAAAUUAUGGGCUCCAGAAGGUGGUGCUUUGCUUGCACGAUCUGCUACGUUGGAGUUUAACCUUUUGAGGUUCACGAGGUCGACACUUGUGUACGACGAAAAUCAAGCGUAUACUACCGUUAAUAGAAUUCUAAAUAUACUCCCACCUUGUAUAAAUGCAAUUAAAUCUUCCAAAUAAAGGAAAAAAAUAUGAUGUGAUGAGAUAAUUAAUAGGAGAGAGCAGAGUUUGAUGACUCCAUGAAUAGACCAUGUUAGCCAAGCGUACCUAAGCGGAAACAUAAUUUACUGCCUACAACUAAUUAAUAGGGUUGAUCAAAAUUGACGACCUCCAGCGAAGAGCGCCUUUGCCUUUCCAACUGCUCAAUUGUUUCUCUAAGCACUCAAGGACAUGUUCUCACUCCGUAUUAGUGAGAGGACGAUAAUGAAUGAGAAUUCUCAAAUAUUUAAUCGGGAAUUGACCUUGUGCGCAACCAAUUAGGUCAGCAUAUUGUGUAUCCGCCUCUUUGACUUCUCCAAAACAGAAGAACUCACUUUUAUGAGAGUUAAUCUUGAGACCUGACAUUUGCUCAAAAUCUGAAAGCAAGAGUUUCGAAUUCCUAGCCUUAUCAUGGUCAUCUUCCAUAAAAAGAUGCAUAACAUUGUCUUUCAGCUUUUGAGGCUAGGAUAUCAUUCUCCUAUGCUUUCACAUAGGUACGUGAGGAUAUCAUUCUCAUCUAUCGUAACUUAUGAGACAUCAUGCGUUUGGGUCUCGUCGACUGUGAAGUGCCCUCCAUCUGAAAUCCCGGAUAGAGACUUAUAGUUUCAACUCUGCCUGAUCCUCGAUCCAUUCCACAUCCAGGUUAAGAAUAUACUUAUUCCUAUGCCGCCCAUUGGCCAUAUGAAAACAUCAUGUAUUGUUAUUUCACUAAAGAAAUGAAUAGGGUUUGGAUCUUUGGUACCAUUUGACUUCCUCUUCUCGCAAUAGACGUGCAAUCUGCUCAUUGGAUUAAUUUUUUAUAUUAAUCUCUUGAUGAGACAAAAUGCAUGUCUCAAUAGACGUGCACUCGCAUAUUGUUAUCGAGGUCAUCAAUAAUAGUGGUAAGGUGUUGCUUCUUUUGACAUACCACUAGUGUGUUUCUCCCAUCCAGAUAGGAAUUGCCUAGUGGUCGCGAUUUUAAAAUUCCAUCUCUGAAUAAGAGUUCAACAAUGGUGGGCCUCUCCCAUACAUUCUUAAUUAAGUCUGCAAAAUCAUUCCGUUGUAACCAUCUCAAUUCAAAUUUGAAUGAGCGGCGAGUAGCAGGGAGCUAGUAGAGUUAGAAUCAGGAAUGAUAGAUGGGCACAUGGUCAUAAAUUGUCUCAAUACGCUUUAGGGCGCGCACACACACAUUCACGAGAGGAAACUUCAAUUUUCAUUCUACCCGAUCGAGUUUCUCGUAUGUCGGCACCAAACUAUUAUUAGCCCAAGUGUACCGCCGCCCUGAGAUAAUGCCUUCCCAAAGAUUCAAACUGCCAAUCACAACGGUUAAUAAGAAAGGCUAGUGAGUGUCAAAGCAAUCGUCACCACAUCGUCAGUCUAACAUACGUUGCGCAUAGAACAUGGAAGAGCAAACAUGCAUAUGAUUGCUUUUCCAGUUAGCCAAUCGAAACUUGAAAACAAUAGGAAUGGUCAAUGGUUGCCUGGGGGAGUCCAUGUGGGGUUCUCAAUAGAGAGAUAUUAGACCAUGUCUAUAAUAAGGCUACUGGCGAGACCUGUAAGUAAGAUCACACCCACUAACAAGAAAAAUAAGGACAAUCACUUAGCACAUUCCUUCUACUUAGAAGCAAGCAAGAUCAUCGCUUACCUGUCAAAAAAUAACGAGACCAUCGCGUACACUCUAUCCCUUCUUCUCCGUAGAAAGCAAGAAACACUAUAGUGUACAGUGUACAAUCGUCUGCGUGUAUUUGUCGCUCAAAUUGAUGUAUUUAGUAUGUAGUACUACAAGAAAAGACGAUGUGAUCAGAACAGGUUCUCGUACUCAACUAAUUGUCCCAUCAGGAGGGAGGGGUUGACCCGAUUGACACAGAAAUGGGUAGUGGAAUAAUGCCUGCGGUGCAGAAUAUCACGAGGGCGGGAAUAAUGCUAUUCCCAAGCCCAACUGAAGGAGAAGACCUUACCGUAGGUAGGCUUUUGACUUUUGAGCCCUGCACUGCAGCGCACAUGUACCCUGCCGCGCCUUCUGGAAGGACGGAAGCCGAGCAACCAUACGUUGUAGAUGUACGUCUGCAAACAAGCUACCUAGAGACGAGCCCAUCCCAUCCCACCACCUCGACAUCCUCUUCUUCUCCCCCCGCUCUCUCUCUCUCUCUCUCUCUCUCUCUCUCUCUCUCUCUCUCUGCGAGGGCCACCAUGAACGGCAAGGGCGGAGACGGCGGAGGAGGGCACGAGAGCGGCGGGAGCGACGACGACAUGGACAUGCGGAAGCCACUGCUGGUGAACACGGGAAGCUGGUACAAGAUGGGGUCCAGCCUCACGGCGUCCUCCUCCAUGGCCAUGAUGCGCGAGUCCCACGUCUCCGCACUCCUCUGCACGCUCGUCGUGGCGCUCGGCCCCAUCCAGUUCGGCUUCACCGGCGGCUUCUCCUCGCCGACGCAGGACGCCAUCACCCGCGACCUCAGCCUCUCCAUCUCCGAGUUCUCGGUGUUCGGCUCGCUCUCCAACAUCGGCGCCAUGGUGGGCGCCAUCGCCAGCGGCCAGAUGGUGGAGCACGUUGGCCACAAAGGGGCGUUGAUGAUCGCUGCCAUUCCUAACAUCCUCGGCUGGCUCGCCAUCUCCUUGGCAAAAGACACUACGUUUCUGUAUACGGGGCGAUUGCUUGAAGGAUUUGGUGUUGGUAUCAUAUCCUACACGGUGCCCGUAUACAUAGCAGAGAUUUCUCCUCGGAACAAGAGGGGCGCUCUAGGUUGCGUGAACCCGUUGUCUGUAACUCUUGGGAUGGUGUUGGCCUAUGUGCUCGGCAUGCUUGUUCCUUGGAGGAUGCUUGCGGUGAUAGGAACCUUGCCAUGCACAAUAUUGAUACCUGGCCUACUCUUCAUUCCAGAAUCUCCAAGAUGGCUGGCAAAGAUGAACAAGAUGGAUGAUUUCGAAGCCUCCCUACAAGUUUUGAGAGGAUCUGAGACUGACAUCACCUCAGAAGUGAAUGAUAUAAAGACAGCAGUAGCAUCAGCAAACAAAAUGACGGCGAUUCGUUUCCAAGAGUUAAACCAAAAGAAAUUCCGCAUGCCCUUGACACUUGGAAUUGGCCUGCUUGUACUACAACAGCUAAGUGGGAUCAACGCCAUACUGUUUUAUGCAGGCAGCAUCUUCAAAGCUGCAGGUGUUACAAACAGCAACUUGGCCGCAUGUGGAGUUGGAGUUAUUGGGCUUCUUGCCACUGGAGCUACAACCUGGUUGCUAGACAGAGCUGGCCGGCGGAUCCUACUUAUUAUCUCUUCUGCCGGAACGACCCUAAGCCUUCUUGCAAUUGCCGUCAUAUUUUUUCUCAAGGACAACGUUUCACAAGAUUCUGACAUGUAUUACAUAUUAAGCAUGGUCUCCUUGUUUGCUAUUGUGGCUUAUGUGAUCACCUUCUCCUUCGGUAUGGGCGCCAUUCCAUGGGUCAUAAUGUCUGAGAUCCUGCCGGUUAGCAUCAAGAGCCUCGCGGGAAGCUUCGCGACGCUCGCCAACUGGCUGACCUCCUUCGGGAUAACAAUGACAGCAAACUUGCUGCUCAGCUGGAGUGCUGGAGGUUCACGCUCUUCCCUCUUCCCUCAAGUAGAAUUAUGGACCCACGGCACGGACCUGACGGAGAUCAUUUAUGUUUGUUUACGAUCUCGACAGGUACCUUUGCGUGCUACACGCUCGUGAGCGCGUUCACCCUCGUGUUCAUCAUCCUCUGGGUGCCGGAGACGAAGGGAAGAACUCUAGAGGAGAUACAGUGGUCGUUCCGGUGAGCUCGGUCCGAAGUUUUCACGGUAUAUAUGUCGGAAUUAUUCUUCAAGCCGGGCAUCGUCUUCUUUUUACUAGUCCGAUUGCUCGAUGAAGGCCAAUCAUACAAAAGAAAAGGAAAACUGUGUCGUCUGUAUUCCUGUACAGCCAUUGUUUCAGACGACUUUGUAAAGGGGGCAUGUAAUUAUUAUGCUCUGUUCUCUUCUCUGGGCUCCGUGCAGGUGCAGCUAGUGGUCAGCUCCCACUGUGAUACCCCCCGCAAAAAAAAAAAACGUUGAGAUUGUCCUGCUCUGUUCCAAACUUUUACUGCUAGUUCAAAGUGUUCAUGUGAACGUGGUGAAUAUUUGUGCCAUUGUGACAUACACCUUAUCUGAAAAGGAAAAAUUGCCCUGA
Messenger RNA from Triticum aestivum (bread wheat), 7705 nucleotides. RefSeq names its product sugar transporter ERD6-like 4. Gene Ontology annotation, molecular function: sugar transmembrane transporter activity. Lineage: Eukaryota; Viridiplantae; Streptophyta; Magnoliopsida; Poales; Poaceae. The transcript has 16 exons. Gene Ontology annotation, biological process: carbohydrate transport; transmembrane transport. The coding region runs from base 5414 to 7231 and encodes 605 amino acids. The record is from RefSeq and is a predicted model, not a curated record. Gene Ontology annotation, cellular component: membrane.